AUAACUGGGUUAUAACACGACCUUCUGUCACGAACGAGCUACAAGUGCCAAGCGAACAAGAACGUUACAUUGUUUACACUGUUUUUGCAGCUAGAAAAAAUAACUGAAAAUGGGUAAUAUGUUCGUGGUUUCAUUUCGUCGAUUCCGCCCGAUGUUAAAGUUGAAGAGACCGUUUCACGUUGUUAUGCUUGGCUUGGACAAGAGCGGCAAAACCUCCAUUUUGUACCGGAAUAAGUUUAGAGAAUACGUUAAUACAGUCCCUACAACGGCAUUCAACGUGGAGACUAUUCGUCCGUUUAAAGGAAUACGGUUCAAAGUAUGGGAUAUAGGAGGAAGAGAGCAAAAUAGACCACUUUGGAAGGCGUAUGCCAGGCAAACGGACGCUGUCAUUUAUGUUGUAGACAGCACAAGUGCAGGAAAACUUGAAGAAGCAAGGGACGAGUUAUUCAAUUUACUGAAUUCUGCGCAACUAAACGGUGCUCCUAUUUUAAUAUUCGCCAAUAAACAAGACUGCCCGAAUGCUAUUCCACCUAGGGAAAUAACUCACAUGCUAUCUUUACACGAUUUAAAUGCGAGGCAUUUAUGGUUUGUUCAGCCAUGUUCCGCUUUGCUUGGUGAAGGAUUAUUAGAUGGACUUCGCGCGUUAUCCGAGAUGAUUGUUCAGUGGAGAUUGGACUUGAAAGCUGCUAAAGCGAAUAGAAAACGGCGAAGUUUAGCUGCUUCAAGGACAAACUCUAUUAAUAAUAUUCUCUAAGAGGCAAUACAUUAAUAGAAAUAGUAAGAAGAAUUUGUUAUGAUUUCUGAGUAUAUUUUUUUAACGUCAUUGGCUAAAGUGAAUUUAGCUUCACUUCAAUUUGUGUUAAAUUCAGACGAAGUGUUAAAUUCAGCCGGUGUUUAUUUAUUGGCACAUGUAAAAUAUAUUAUUUUAUUCUUGAAAUAUAUUAUUUUAUCUUUAUCAAUCUUAAUAUAUUAAUAUUAGUAUAAGGAACACAGGCUUCGACUUGUGUAGCGAAAUACGUCCUAUGUGAAAAAAACUCCUUUGAAUUCGAGAAUUGAAAUGAAAUUGUGAAAUAUGAUAUCUUUUUACAUACGCACAAUUAGUAUAUAACAGAGUUUUCAUAAAACCACCACCUGCGUUCAAUUUGUAAAUAAAUAAUUUGUAAAAUAACUUGGUCAAAACAUAAUAAAUCCCAAUUUUAUUCAAAA
Molecule: messenger RNA, 1206 nt
Organism: Nematostella vectensis (starlet sea anemone)
Lineage: Eukaryota; Metazoa; Cnidaria; Anthozoa; Actiniaria; Edwardsiidae
Product: ADP-ribosylation factor-like protein 4C
Exons: 1
Coding region: 110-754 (214 amino acids)
Biological process (GO): vesicle-mediated transport; intracellular protein transport
Cellular component (GO): cytoplasm
Molecular function (GO): GTPase activity; GTP binding
Source: RefSeq, a predicted model, not a curated record